Messenger RNA from Aethina tumida (small hive beetle), 883 nucleotides. RefSeq lists its product as uncharacterized. Bases 1 to 780 code for a protein of 259 amino acids. The record is from RefSeq and is a predicted model, not a curated record. Lineage: Eukaryota; Metazoa; Arthropoda; Insecta; Coleoptera; Nitidulidae. The transcript has a single exon.
AUGUUCAAGUACAUCGUUCUGGCAGCGGCGGCGGCGACGUUGGUCGUGUGCGACGACCACACGACCGUCAAACAGGACCGCGGCGACUUCAAGAAGUCCCUGUCGAGGGACUGCGCCAACAGCUACUCCCUAACGUGCCUGAAGCUGGACGUCGUCUCCUACGUGGACAAGCUGAACGAGGACGACAACAUCAGUGUGGUACCCGGUGUGACGGUGGUGCGCGAGAACGGCAGUGCCCGUGCCAACACGGCCGACCUGGUGGCCGACCUGGCCCGCGACUUCCCCAACGACCCCGAAGCCCGAUUGGACGCGUUCAUGACGAAGAAGCUGACCAACUACCUGAACACGCACUCCAUCAAGCUGAACCUGAUGGACACGGUGUCCGGCGCCGAGACCGCCAGGAAAGGGGGCGGCGGCGGUUUGGGCGGCGGCAAGAAGGGAGGCGGCGGAUUGGGCAUGCUCUUGGCGGCCGGCGCCAUGAUGAAGGGCACGCUGAUGGCGCUGGCGUUGGGUGGCUUGGCCGCCUUGGCCGGUAAGGCUCUGAUGACCGGUCUGAUUUCGUUGAUGCUGUCGGCCAUCAUCGGACUGAAGUCGCUGACCAGCGGCGGCGGCAAACAGACGACAUACGAGAUCGUUUCGAAGCCGGUGUACUCGCACUCGUCGUCGCACUCGUCCGCCCACGAGGACCAUGGAGGACACUACGGACAUUCGUCGUACGGAAGGAGCUUCGACAUGCCUCUGCCACUUGGUCUCCAGCCCGACUACAAACCACCUCAAUAGUUUGCCUUGCUUAAUUAUUUAUUUUUAUUUAUUUAUUUUUAAUAAAUUAUUUAUUAAAUCGUUGUUUUCUAUAAAUUGAGUAUUAUUUAAUUUUCAAUACAUU